Populus nigra (black poplar) is the source of this 1641-nucleotide messenger RNA. Its product is annotated as probable serine/threonine-protein kinase PBL8. The transcript has 8 exons. Gene Ontology annotation, biological process: protein phosphorylation. Lineage: Eukaryota; Viridiplantae; Streptophyta; Magnoliopsida; Malpighiales; Salicaceae. The coding region runs from base 1 to 1641 and encodes 546 amino acids. Gene Ontology annotation, molecular function: ATP binding; protein kinase activity. The record is from RefSeq and is a predicted model, not a curated record.
AUGGCCAUCUCCUAUCUGUUGUUAUUCAUCUUCAUGUUUCUAUGCAAUCCUCACACUAGCUAUACAAGUGCUUGUUCCCUGGAUUUCAACAAGUUCCCGUAUGAAGCACACAGUGAGUGCUUAGGCGUAGCCAACGUCAAAGAUUCAGCCAUGCAGUCGUGCUGCCACUCGGCUUUACAAUCUCUGUUCCAAGCAAUGGCUAUAAGAGCUAACAAGUCUGGGUCAAUAUUUCUUGAAUUAAACGAGGCUCAAGAUUGCACCAAAACAUUCCAAAAUCUUCACAACAGGACCAACCUCUCGACAUGUGAACUGCAAGAUUUUAUCUCUUCUUCAAAGACACCAAACUUAUGCUCAAAAGAUGUUGAUUCACUCAUAAAUCUUCUUGGGGUUGAGAGAUUCGGUGCCCUUCAAUCCAAUUGCAAUAACUUAUCAACUAGUAAUUACAAUGAUGAUGCUUGUUACAGUUCUGUCAUGUCAUUUAGAAGUUCUUUGCAAGCCUUGAAACAAAGUGGUGAUAGCCCAAAUGGAGAGUACUGUGGGGAAGCUCUUCUUCUUAGUCUUUCGAGCACUGCUACAGAUUCUGCAAACUCGAUCCCAAGAAUUUUUUCUUGUUUAUGGGGUGAAAUAGGGAAUCUCCUGGAAUCAAAGAAACUCCUUUCUGCGAUAAUAGUAGCAGCAAUCUUUGUCCUCUUAGCCCCAAUUCUCUACAAGUUAACAAGGAAGCAACUACAGCAUGCACGUGACAAAGACAUUGGUGAAAAUUUAUCAGUUCUUAAGAAAAAACAGGAGGAAGAAUCUGUAAGUUACUUAAACUGUUGUGAUCUCUACGUUUUCUCACAAGAUGAAGUAGCAAAAGCUACCAAUUCAUUUGGUAAUUCAAAUUUUAUUGGAGAAGGCGUUCUAGGGAAAACCUAUAUUGGAAUGAUGCCUAGUGGGAUGAGAGUGGCAGUCAAGAGACUUAAAGAAGGGGUUGAAGUUUGUCAUUUUCUUGAUGAGAUAUGUGAAAAAGCAAAAAUAAGGCAUCCAAAUUUGGUCGGCAUUAUUGGCUAUUGCAAUAAAGGAGAUCAAUCUUUGGUCUAUGAAUAUUGCCUUAAUGGUGAUUUAGCAACAUGGCUUCUAGGUGAUCGCUUGACAUCAAUCUUGACAUGGCAGAAAAGGAUGAAUAUAUCUAUAGGCAUCGCUAGGGGCUUGUGGUAUCUCCAUCACAAUCCAUUGAAGAAGAUAUGCCAUGGAGACAUGAAGCUAACAAAAAUAUUACUGAAUGAGAAACUAGAAGCCAAGAUUUCAGACUUCAAUCUGUCACGUUACAAAUCCAAGGAGAAAACGGGACAGGAGAAGAUUGCGAAUGAUGUUUUCAAUUUUGGGAUUUUACUGCUUCAAAUCAUGACAGGAAGAAAGUCCGCGUCUAUUGCUGAGGCAAGGGAUGCAGUUUUGAGAAAAGAAAGCUUGAGUGACUUGGCAGAUCCUCGGCUAAAUGGAGCUUACGAUUCAGCUGCAUUUCAAAAUGCAAUGUCAAUAGCUGUUCAUUGUACAAAUCCAAGUGAACGCGAAAGACCUAACAUGGAAGAAGUGCUGCAGAAGCUUGAGCAGACUCAGACACAAAUCUUGGUGAGAACCAAUUGUAAAGAUGUGAUUUAUUAG